GCCAUGUGUCCCUUAGCGCCUGCACCAUUGCAAGCCGUCUUCCUGUUGGUUCCGUGAGAAAUUGUCACUGUUCUUGAAGAUCCCCUGUGCUCAAGGUCCUGAAGUAGCUCGAUAAGCGCAUCUCAACUGUAUCAAAUGCGCCACCUCUAUGCGGCCUUGCACCUUCUCUCGCUGUGGGGUCUAGCUGAGGAGCAACUUAUGGGCUGCUGCAAGGAAGGUGCGGAUGGCAAUGGAGAAGCUGGAGGUGGCGGCGUGGACAUUAACGAUCAGUGUGAGAGCGCUGGUCGUGGCAUUGAGGAAGUAUUGGACUUCGACAGAAAAGUUCAAAAUUGCGACAAGAGAGUUGGUAAUCAGUACGGAGGAGCUGGCGGUUACUUUGAAGAUGGCAAUGAACGCGGCCAGGAAGUUAAGAGUUGUUGCGAUGCGUUCAACCUCUCAUCGUUUCUGCAGAUGCAUUGGACUAGAUGCAUUUGAUGGUGAUGUCUGAGAGUCCUGUAAAAUCGAAAGGUCCUCGCAGGUCCCCAACAAUGCCACGCU
This is a messenger RNA of Macroventuria anomochaeta, 537 nucleotides long. RefSeq lists its product as uncharacterized. The transcript has a single exon. The record is from RefSeq and is a predicted model, not a curated record. Lineage: Eukaryota; Fungi; Ascomycota; Dothideomycetes; Pleosporales; Didymellaceae. Bases 136 to 474 code for a protein of 112 amino acids.